CGACACUCUAAAGCUCUGUGAGGAAAGCUCUGAGGAGGAGCCCAAGGGCGGCGCCAUGAAGAAGAGGGUGAACAUGGUCGUGGGGCAAGGGAUUGCCCGGGCGGCAGCGCCCAAGGUUUCUGGAAUGAUGGAAGUGAUUCCUCCUGAAGAUGGAUUUGUCCUAGAAACACGAUUGCCUUUAUCAAGGCAUAAUGGCUUAGGAAGGACAGAUGCAAUGAAGGAACAAAAAAAUAGGCAAAAUGGAAGAUUGCAUGUCUUUGGGCCAAAAGAAGAAGUAAUUAUUGAACCAGUUCAAACAAUGCAACGUAUGGGAUGUGGAAAUGAAUUUGCAAGCAGACCUCCAUCAAAGCAAAUCUUGUUAUGUUCAGCCAAAUCAUUAGAAAAAGAGAAUGCUUUAACAAGGAUUGCAAAAAAUAAAAAUCUGAAGAUGAGUGUAAGACUGCAAGAAAGCAUAGAAGAAGAAACAGAAAUUCAUAAUGAUCAACAAUUAAACCCUGAUUUGCAGAGAUUGAAUCAUGAAACUAAAAUAAUUGAAGCUAAGACAGAACCAGAAGUCAAUGAUGAAAAAAUGAAAAAUUCUAGUAAUGUGGAGAAGAUUAUGAACAAUGAGAUCAGGGCAGAAAUUCAAAAGGACAGCGUGGAUAAACAAACUGCUGAUGAGAAGCCAUCAGAUAGUUCAGAUGAUGAUGAGAUAAACGGACAAAGUGAAAAUGAAGCUAAAAAGAGAAUUGCACCACUGCAGUUAAUGGGAGAGUUUCUGAAAGCAAUAAUGGAUCGGAAAUACAGUCUUGCAAAAAAACUUUGUCAGAUGAUUCUAAUUUAUGAACCAGAAAAUCCCGAGGCCAAGCAGUUUCUUCCACUCAUUGAGAAAAAACUACUGUUGGAAAGUGAACGUGCUGCUACAGAAGGUGAAGAAACUGGUGAAGAGAGCAGCGAUGACAGUGAAGAGGAUACCAGCAAUACAGAUAAUAGUGACACUGAAAGUGAAGGAAGUUCUGAAAAUUCUGAUAAAAAUACCUAGAAAUUUUGAAA
Sceloporus undulatus (fence lizard) is the source of this 1032-nucleotide messenger RNA. RefSeq names its product glutamate rich 2 (gene ERICH2). Bases 56 to 1021 code for a protein of 321 amino acids. The record is from RefSeq and is a predicted model, not a curated record. The transcript is spliced from 14 exons. NCBI's taxonomy places the organism in Eukaryota, Metazoa, Chordata, Lepidosauria, Squamata, Phrynosomatidae.